AUGUCUGGAUUGCAAGCCGUCAAGUACACCCGCGGCCGUCUCGAGGUCCUCGACCAGCUGAGACUGCCUCAUGAGUUUCACUAUGACGACGUCUCGACCAGCGAGGAGGCAUUCGACUGCAUCAAGUCCAUGCGGGUCCGUGGCGCCCCGGCCAUUGCUAUUGUCGCAGCUCUCGCCCAUGCCGUUGAGCUUCACAAUGGAAGCUGCACCGCCUCAUCCGCUCAGGACACCGUCUCUUACAUCGACUCCCGUCUGGACUACCUCAAGGAGAGCAGGCCUACUGCAGUUGACCUGACCAAUGCCAUCCUCCAACUGAAGGCCUGCAUUCGCAGCGCCCCACAAGACGACCCCAAGGCCAUCAUCACUGCCUACAUCGAAGAGGCCGAGAAGAUCUUGGAGAAGGAUCUCCAGACCAACCUCGCCAUUGGCAAGCAUGGGUCUGAAUGGCUGCAGAAGAAGGCCGGCGCCUCAACAGAGAAGCAGAUCUCGGUCCUCACGCACUGCAACACCGGCUCUCUGGCGACAUCCGGCCACGGCACCGCCCUCGGCAUCAUCAGGACCCUCUUUUCGAACAACCUUCUCCAGCACGCCUAUUGCACCGAGACAAGGCCUUACAACCAAGGCAGCAGACUGACGGCUUUUGAGCUGGUCUACGAGGGCAUCCCCAGCACUUUGAUCACCGAUUCCAUGGCCACAGCUCUGUUCGAGUUGAAGAAGAAGGAGAAGAACAUCGCCGCCAUUAUCGUCGGCGCUGACCGCGUAGCCCGCAAUGGUGAUACAGCCAACAAGAUCGGCACCUACCAGCUCGCUGUCGUUGCCAAGUAUCACGGAGUCAAGUUCAUUGUUGCGGCGCCGACCACGAGUAUCGACUUGGCGACGGCGACCGGCAAAGACAUCAAGAUUGAAGAGCGCAAGGGAGAUGAGUUGACGCAAAUAACCGGCGCCAUCGUCAACGCUGACGGUACCGUUGAUACAUCACGGACAGCCCGCGUGGCUACGGCCGACCAGCGCGUCGGCGUUUGGAAUCCGGCCUUUGACGUGACUCCUGCCAGUCUCAUCGAUGCAAUUGUCACGGAAAGGGGCGUUGCGGAGUCGGACCAGGACAAGAUUGACCUCCGCAGGGUUAUGCAGAAGGAGUGGGAGAAGAUUGUGGGACCAGUAGAUCUAUAG
Molecule: messenger RNA, 1170 nt
Organism: Colletotrichum chrysophilum
Lineage: Eukaryota; Fungi; Ascomycota; Sordariomycetes; Glomerellales; Glomerellaceae
Gene: MRI1
Product: S-methyl-5-thioribose-1-phosphate isomerase
Exons: 1
Coding region: 1-1170 (389 amino acids)
Molecular function (GO): S-methyl-5-thioribose-1-phosphate isomerase activity
Source: RefSeq, a predicted model, not a curated record